Molecule: messenger RNA, 2349 nt
Organism: Echinops telfairi (small Madagascar hedgehog)
Lineage: Eukaryota; Metazoa; Chordata; Mammalia; Afrosoricida; Tenrecidae
Gene: LRR1
Product: leucine rich repeat protein 1
Exons: 4
Coding region: 1-1275 (424 amino acids)
Molecular function (GO): protein binding
Source: RefSeq, a predicted model, not a curated record
AUGAAGUUGCACUGCGAGGUCGAGGUGGUCAGUCGGCAUCUGCCCGCCUUGGGACUGCGGAACCGGGGCAAAGGCGUUCGGGCCGUGCUGAAUCUCUGCCAGCAAGCGCCCGAAAGUGUGCCGCGCUCCCGGUUCCGGGACGAGGUGGGCGGUUCGCACGCUGCCUGCCUGCUCGUCUCCACGCUGAAGGACAAGCGCGGGACCCGCUACGAGCUAAAGGAGAACAUCGAACAAUUCUUCACCAAAUUUGUGGAUGAGGGGAAAGCCACAGUUCGGUUAAAGGAGCCUCUUGUGGAUAUCUGCAUAAGUAAGGCUAAUUCCAGCAGUUUAAAGGGUUUCCUUUCGGCUGUAAGACUGGCUCAUCGGGGCUGUGAUAUUGAGACACCCCUUUCAACCCUCACACCAGUCAAGACUUCAGAUUUUGAAAAACUUAAAACGAAGAUGGUCAUCACUUCCAAAAAGGAUUAUCCUUUAAGCACGAACUUCCCAUAUUCUCUGGAACAUCUUCAAACAUCUUAUUGUGGACUUUCCCGAGUUGAUAUGCGUAUGCUUUGCUUAAAAAACCUUAGGAAAUUAGACUUGAGCCAUAACCAUAUAAAAAUGCUUCCCGAUACAAUUGGAGACCUCAUCCACCUUCAAGACCUUAACCUUAGUGACAAUCAUUUGGAGUCCUUUAGGGUAACCUUGUGUCAGUCUACACUCCAGCAGUCUCUUCGUAGUUUGGAUCUCAGCAAGAACAAAAUUAAGGCACUCCCUGUGCAAUUUUGCCAACUCCGAGAAAUUACAGACUUAAAACUUGACGACAAUGAACUGAUUAGACUACCUUUCAAGAUAGGACAGCUGAAAAACCUGCGUUCUUUGUCAGCAGCUCGAAAUAAGCUUCCAUUUUUACCUAGUGAAUUUAAAAAUUUAUCCCUUGAGUACUUGGAUCUUUUUGGAAAUACAUUUGAAAAACCAGAACUCCUACCUAUCAUAAAACUGCAAGUACCUCUAACUUUAUUGGAAGCUUCUGCACGAACCGUACUACAAAAAAGAAUUCCAUAUGGACCUCAAAGCAUUCCUUACCAUCUUUGCCAUGAUUUGGAUACUGCAAAAGUCUGUGUCUGUGGAAGAUUCUGUCUAAACUCUUACAUUCAAGCAACUACUACCAUGAAUCUACAUUCUGUUGCUCACACUGUGGUCCUAGUAGAUAACAUGGGUGGUACUGAAGCAUCUAUUAUCUCAUACUUUUGUUCUCUAGCCUGUUAUGUAAACUCCUCUGAUAUGUUAAAGUAAUAGGGAUUACCAAAAAGAAGAAAUUUUGUAGUUGCAAAUCAGUUUGGGACUAAUUUCUGAUUUCCCAGUGUUAUAAUUGGACAAAGGGGAGGGGAGGAAUGUGUGUUAUUUAACAUUUUAAAUCCUUUGAUUAAAAAAGUUUAAUUACAGUGAAACUUAAGGGUCAUGAUAAAUUAACUUUAUUAGUUUAUUGCACAUAUGUGAAUUUCAGCCUGCAGUUUCCGGGUGUGUUGUGGGGUUUUUCUUUUUACUGUAAAAAGGCACUGAUCCCAGUCAUUCUGGUCAUAAAUUUUUAUCAUCAGUGUUCUCCUUAAGCUUCAAAGAAAGUGAGUUUUCAAAUGCAGAUUCUGCAUGAUAGUGAAAAUAUUUGAAAUAAUAUACUUUAUAAGUAUACCACUUCCCCAUGGUUUGAGACCUAUUAUUAUGGAAUUUAUAUUCACCAAACAUAAAGUAGGAGUAGCUGUGAACAGACUUAAGCGUUUACGAGCCUCAUGUUGAUCAUCACAUCUUUUUGUCACUUCUAAGUUUUCUGUUUUAGAGUUGGAACACGGUUUUGAGAUUAGGUGGCAGAAUAUUACUUUUUACUGGUGACUGUUGUAUUAUAUGAGGAUUUAAAGAUCCUUUUAGUGUUUAUUUUUCUCACUAAGCAUGUUUGUAUUUAAAGACCAGCUAGAAGAUUAUGAAGACUUGAACUACAGCAGAAAGAAUGGAAAACUGAGCCACUUUGAAAGAACCUUAGUGAUCCAUACAGCUGUUCCCUUCUGUUCGCUACCAUUGUCCGAGUUUGAAUUAGCCUCUUCACCACUACUGCCAUGGCCUCAUAACUGGUCUCUGGCAACAAAAGGAUGAAGUUACUGGAGAAAACCUCCAACAUUAGCAUUGUGUCAUUAUUUUGGGUUUGGAGGUUGGGAGAAGACUAUGUAGAACUAUUUCUGAAAAUUUAUGUAACUAUUGCCUUCUUCCUUUAUUUCUCUAAAAGUCUUAUUUGGGGCAUUUUCCCCCCUUCCCCUCAAAUGUUCAAAUACUUCUGAGUAACUGUCUAUGUUAUGUUUAUUAAACUCCAUUUGUAUGAUA